CCCGGACUCCCCUUCUUUCUGCUCCUCCGUUGUCACCGCCUGGCAGCGGCGUGAGGAGUGGCCGGCCGGCCGGCUGGGAGGCGAGGCUGACACCCUCUCCGCGCGGCUGGCCGCUGAGGGACGAGGCCCCGAUUCCCAUCUCUACUAUAAUUGAACAUUCCUAAAUUUGGAUGUUUUAAAUGGUCUGAUAAGAGCUUUGAAUAAUUUGACUUUUUGAAGGCCUCCAUAUUUUUUUCUGAGAAUUUGGAACAGGAUUUGGAUUCUACUUGUGUACCACCUGAAGUUAUAAUGCCAUCCUUGCCUAAUGAAGGAGAUAAUCAAGGAACCUCUCGCCUGACUUUGAGUUCAGAACUGCCUUAUCAAAGCACAAUUAAAAGAAAAGUCAGAAAGAAGAGAAAGAAUGGAGUCGUCACUGCAAAUGUUGCUGGCACAAAAUAUGAAAUUGUUCGCUUAGUAAUAGAUGAGAUGGGCUUUGUGAAGACGCGAGAUGAAGAUGAAACAGCUAAUCUUAUAUGGAGUGAUUCUGCUGUGCAGCAGGAGAAGAUUGCUGAGCUCAGAAACUAUCAGAGAAUCAACCACUUUCCAGGAAUGGGAGAGAUCUGUAGGAAGGAUUUCUUAGCAAGAAACAUGACCAAAAUGAUCAAGUGUCAGCCUCAGGAAUACAGUUUUAUUCCUCGAACAUGGAUCUUUCCUGCAGAAUAUACACAGUUUCAAAACUAUGUAAAGGAGCUGAAGAAGAAACGCAGACAGAAAACUUUCAUAAUCAAACCAGCUAAUGGUGCAAUGGGGCAUGGAAUCUCUCUGAUAAGAAAUGGGGAAAAAAUACAAGCUCAGGACCACUUGAUUGUCCAGGAAUACCUUGACAAACCCUUUCUUAUGGAAGGUUACAAGUUUGAUUUACGAGUGUACAUUCUGGUAACCUCCUGCGAUCCAUUAAAAAUAUUUUUAUAUCAUGAUGGACUUGUGAGAAUGGGCACAGAGAAAUACCAUCCACCCAGUGACUCAAAUUUGAGCCAACUGUAUAUGCAUCUGACCAACUACUCUGUGAAUAAACAUAAUGAGCACUUUGAACGAGAUGAAACAGAAGAUAAAGGCAGCAAACGGUCCAUAAAAUGGUUUACUGAGUUUUUAGAAACAAAUCAUCUUGAUGUUUCCAAAUUCUGGAGUGAUAUUUCAGAACUAGUGGUGAAGACUCUCAUAGUAGCUGAACCACAUGUCCUUCAUGCUUACCGCAUGUGCAGACCAGGGCAAGCUCCAGGAAGUGACAGUGUCUGCUUUGAAGUCUUGGGAUUUGAUAUUUUGCUGGACAGAAAAUUAAAACCAUGGCUCCUGGAGAUUAAUCGAGCUCCAAGCUUUGGAACAGACCAAAAAAUAGACUAUGAUGUGAAAAAAGGAGUCCUGCUAAAUGCAUUAAAGCUUCUCAACAUACGGCCAAGUGAUAAAAGAAGAAAUUUAGCUCAACAGAAAGCUGAGGCUCAAAAGAGACUUUAUGGUCAAGGCUCAAUGAAAAGACUAUCACCAGGUUCCUCUGAUUGGGAAAAACAGCGGCACACACUGGAAAGGAGAAAAGAAGAGUUGAAAGAGAGACUUGCACAAGUACGUAAACAGAUUUCCAAAGAAGAGCAUGAAAAUAGACACAUGGGGAACUACAGGCGAAUUUACCCUCCUGAUGAUAAGCUGUUACUUGAAAAAUAUGAGAGUUUGUUAGCCGUUGCUUUCCAGACAUUCUUAGCUGGGCGAGCGGCUUCACUUCAGCGAGAGAUGAAUAACCCUUUAAAAAGAAUGAAGGAAGAAGACAUUUUGGAUCUUCUGGAGCAAUGUGAACUGGAUGAUGAAAAACUCAUGGGAAAAUCCAGCAGGCAACGAGGACCCAAGCCCCUAUGUUCUAUGCCAGAAAGUGCACAAACCAUAAAAAAACACAAGAAUUAUAGCAGUGAAAGUAGCUGUGACAGCAGUAGCAACAUGUCGGAAUGGGAAGAAGAAACUGAAAAGGAAUAUCACAAUGAGAAAAAAGAAAAGAAAGUGACCUAUGAUCUUGAAGAAAAUAAGUAUAAACCCUUAGAACGAUCUGGUAGGAUACACUGGAAGCUUUCCAAUAAAAAUAUGAAAAGUCUAUCAUAUUCAGCCUCCACAUCCUCCAGAAGUCCUAUGAGGCGUUCAGUAAGCUGUCCCCGUUCAAUCUCAAUUGUAACUAUGCAGUCGCAAACUGAGCAACGUCCCUAUUCAGCCAAACCAGCAAUACACAUGCAGCGUCCAUCUUCUGGGAACAGGUCCCAUUCUUUAAAUCGGAGCUCCUCUUCAGUCCAAAUGGUUCAUCCAGCUAACCUGGCCACUAUGCACUCUUCAGGGAGUGAGUCUUUACUACAAGAGAAAACAAAAGAGCAAGAAGAGGCACUGACAAGAGAGACUCUGUUAAUUUUCAAUGACAUGAGACUAAAGUUCCUUGGAAAAACAGAAGAAGAGGCAGAAUUAAUCAUAGAAAAUAUCAUGGAUAACUGGAAGUACCAUAAAACAAAAGUGGCAUCUUAUUGGUUGGUAAAACUGGACGCAGUAAAGCAGCGAAAGGUUUUGGACAUAGUCAGGACAAGCGUUCGCACUGUUCUACAACGUGUCUGGAGGGUUUCGGACAUUGAAAGUUUACAGUUAUACCGUAUUUUUAACCGUGUGUUCAGUCGCUUGCUCUGGAGCCAUGGCCAAGGCCUAUGGAACUGUUUCUGUAAUUCAGGGAGCUCUUGGGAAACCAUAUUCAGUAGAAGCACAGAGGUGGUGACUCCUGAGCAACUCCAGUGUUGUCAACGAAUAGUGCAGCUUUGUAAACACUGCCUGCUAGUGGUGUACAAGUAUUCAACAGAUUCAAGAGGAUCUGUGACUGGAUUUAUCCCCAGUUGGGAUGAUACCAGGUAUUUACUGCCAGGACCUUCACAGUUCAUCAUGAAAGCGCCAUCCUCCAACUUUAGCUGCAGUUCAUCUGGAAUGUCUCGCUCUAACGUUCUGUUUACACCCAGAUAUAACCACUUGUGAAAUGAAGAGAAAGUUGCCAUGCUUUUACUGGCAUUCCAUUUUUUUGCCAAUAUAAAUUUGUGAUGGUGCUAAACAUAAGCACUCAUAUAUUUACUAUAGUAUAUAAGACAACAGUUAGCUGAAAACCUACUGUUAAAGCUUAACCUUUCUGGAAAUGUAAUAAACCUUAUUAAGUUGUUUACACAAAUAUGUGAAUGUCUAGAUCUUGCUAGGUUUAUAAGUAACUCCUUCCUACUAGAAAUGUUAUUUUUGCUGCAGAAUAUAUAAAAUGAAAUUGAUCUUGGAGAUCCUAUUACAGUGUUAGAUUAUUUUAUAGGUAUAGUAUCUUUGGACUUAAAAUAUUAUUUAUUGUAAAGACUACUGUUUAUUCUCUCAUUGACACAUUAAUCCUUCAUCAAGAUAGACUAUAAAAAGCCUGCUGUAGAACAGUAAAACAGAUGAAGCCAGUAAAUAUAAAUAGUCUGAUAAUUUCUGUAGUACAUUUAAAAAAAACUGUAAAAAAUGGUUCAAGUAUGCAAACAUCUUUUUAUUUCCCUAUAAAAUUCACAAUUUCAGUAAUGAUGAUGCUUUGCAGGAAGGACAUGGUAAAGUAUCUUUUAGCCUAAGUGAAGACAAUCCAGCGUGCACACAUUUAAAAAUAUCAACUGUGGCAUAUAGCAUCUAGUUGGAUCCUUGUAAUAAAUCAGAGAGCAAUGGUGGUUAUCAGAUACUCCUUCAUGCUAUUUGUGUCUUGUGUCUUUCAGUUUCAUUUGAGACCAAGCAAUCAUCUCCAACUCAUAAAAGAGCUGUGCAUAUAUCUGCUACGCAAGUGAUAAAGCAGAUAUGUUUUCAGAAGCACUGCAGUGCCAUCUAAACCUUCCAAGUAUUUUGGUUUCCUUUUAUUUUUUUUGAGAGUUCCACUAUAUAUUGUAGAGCAUGUCCUCUAACAGAUAGUACUUUCUAGGCAUAUUGAAACCGUAAGAAAAUAGCUGGAGAUGUCAUAAAUUAGAUUUCUGUUGUUCAGAGUCAGCAUUCCAGGCCUAGCUGUAUGAAACAAUAAGAGCCUGAUGUAGUUAUAAGUGAGAUCCUGAAAGUACAAUUGAUCAGAGUUUCUUGAUAUCCAUGUUUGUCCCUUUUUGCAACACCUUAUUUGGGCCCAAUCUAUAGAUAGAUAUAUUCAGGUAGCAUAUACCAUAUAUGUGGUAGAUAAUGAAUUAACCCAGUUUAUAUUCAUUAACUACCAGAUCAGUUCCUGUUACCAGCCAAAUGUCUUUUCACUUGUUGAUGAACAUGACCAUAUAUAUUUUUCCCCCUAGUUCUCAAUAUUUUUAUUUUUAAUAAAAAGGUGGAGUCCAUCCCUCAGAUGUCAGAGGGUACAGGCCUUUCUCUGAGAUAAUUUUUUUAAACUUUGUGCAUUGCCUACCAAAUAGGGAAUUUUGGUAUCUUUGCUUUUGUCUGCCCAAGCUAUAUAGCUGCAAGAUGACUAUUCCCUAGAUAUGUUUGAAAAAAAUGUACUGUGCUUUUAAAGUUUGACUGCAGUGUUGAUCACAUGUAGACAGUUUUGCUAGUCUGGCAGAAUCCUUUCCCCUCCCAUGUUAAUACUGGUUUAGUCAUACAUGAUCUCAUCAGUUCACUUGAUGUAUCUCCUUGUACUAUACAAUGAUGACUGCUGAUAAGUCAAUUACAUAUGAUUACCUGUAAGACCUAAUAAAAUCCUUCCCUUCUGGAAGUGCAGUGGUCUCUGCAAUAUACUGCUUUUGGUCAUGUGGGAAAGAUAGCUUCUAACUUUGGACUGUUGCCACAGGUUGGAGCUGUUUUUGAAUCAGUAUGCUCAAGAGCCAAGGUGGAGACCAUGGCAGUCUCUUUAGCUUACUCUGCCAGCAGUAGGGCAUUAAGUAUGGCUGUACAGUGUUGGAUAGACACAAAAUCUCCGUUAUCUGGCAUGAGUGCGGAAUGCCAGGUGCCAGUAAUGUAAAAAUGCUGGUUAUCUAAAAAUACCAGAGCCAGAGGGGGGAGGCUUGCGUGCAGCGGUGGUGACGGCGCAGGGUGGUGGAUGGUGGUAGCGCAGAGGGGUUGCACACAGCUUGCAUGCAGCAGCAGCAUGGGGCAGUGGAAGGUGGUGGCAGUGGUUGCACGUGGUGGCACGGAGUGGUGGGUGGGGGCGGCACAGUGCUGGUUAAUAGAGUAUGCCGGCUAGUAGAAUGCCAGAAAACUGGAAUUUUACUGUACAUAAAAAUAUCCUGGAUACAUUGAAGAUGUAUCUACUGAUUUGUUUAAAGUUUUCAAAAUCUGGUUUAGUUUCUAGCUGAUUGUGGUUUCAUUUGUUCAUGUUUCUGAUGAGCUGUGUUGGCACACUUAUAGGUAUUUUAAUAAUUAUUAAACUAGUGUGGCAGAUAAAUAAUUCUAAAUACCUUUCACCUCUUCAGAAGGUAUAGAUAUGCCUACAUGGCACUGUACCUAAAACGGUAAUAGGCAACAGUUAAAAACCUGGCUCCAUAUGGUAGCAUAACUAGGACCCAUACACUCCUUAAUGAAAUGCUCCCCACCCUCUGACAGGACCUAACAUGUAUUUCCAAACUGUACUACAGUCUUGAACGUGAACUGAGGGGUGAAAGCCAUUGUUGUAUUGUAGAUGGACCUCAUAUGUAGAACAAUUGAUUGAAUUAAGGCUAGUUACUUAUACGUUACAACAUAUACAACAUUCCAAGUGAUAAGUGAGAUAGGAAAGCAAAUUUCUCUAGUCGUAGUAUACAACGUGUGUGUUUUUAGAUUAACACAGUAUUUCUAAGGCUGUGGGAUGCCUCCCCCCACUGCCAUCCCAUCUCUGUGGAGGUUUGAGAACAAGGGCACUGAAGGCAGCUGUAACUGCAUGAGCCUGGAUCUAUCCUGACCCCACAGGGCAUCUCUGAGAGGAUACUAACAGCUGCCCCAAUACAGAGACUGCUCUAUCUUCCUUCUUUUAAGGUAAAGCUAUUAAUUUGACUCAGUCCAAUUGCAUAAGGAGAAGAGGCAGUAAUCAUUAUAAACUGUGAAUCUUAUUUUUGCAAAGUCCUGUUUGCAGCCACGUAUCCUGAAAAGUGAGGGAGAGAUUAUUAUCCUGCUUUUAAAUCUUGAGUAAAAGCUAGUACCUAGAUAAAAUUUGACUUUUUACAUGAAAUUUGGGUUUAGCAUUAAAGAAUGAUUUUAUUGUUAGAGCAUAUUGGAAACUUGCCUCGGGUCCUUUAAGGUAGGGAGAAGCUGACGGUGACCAGUUCGGGGCUGACUGUGGAGGCCUCCCAGGCAAGUUUCCAGACUUCAGGAUGGUGUUUCCACCACUUACAUAGUUGGUGUUCUUCACAGAUGUUUGCUUGUGCUUUUAUACAGAGCUGCAGCUUACCUGGUAACAAAAGCUUUUUUUUUAACUAUAGCUGCAGCAGCAUUGUGCAGUACGUGGGUUAGGAGGUGGUGGGAUUUCUGUCUCUUCUGGCAUCACAAAAGAUGCCUGUGUCAGGGCUGCAGUGAUCUGCCCUCCCUUUGAAAAUAAAAGUAAUGGCCAGAAAACUGAUAACAAAUCAGCACACUGAAUGGAUUUUUAGUUUGGUAGGAGAGCAGAUGUUUUAAAAGAGCCUGAAAUAGUGUCGGUCUAUUCACAUUUAGGUGUAUAGAUGCGUGUAUAUGCUGCCUCCUUAACCGAAGGCACUCGCAGCUCUCAGGUGACUGGAGCUCAGGUGCUUGGGGGCAGACUCUCCACAUGCAGUCCAUUCUCACUGUGGUCAAACAUAGUCACUUGUGCACCCUAGGCUUCGCUGAAGGACUUUUUCUGAAAAGAUCUGUCAAAUAUUGGAACUAAUCUGGAAACUGGGUUCCACUUUCUUCUACUGAGUUGUCAUACUGCGCUAGUGUAAAAAAUUAUUUCACUCUAAGGCAAGACGGACACCUGUAGGGCUACAAUUCAGAAAGACCAAUUGCACAAACUUAAAAAGAUUUCUCACUUUAUUUGUGGUGAGAAGCAAUUCUUACCCUGUGAACAUUUAGCCUGAUGGCACCUGCUCUUGCAGCCUUUACAGGGGAAAAAUUUCCACUGAAGUCUGUGGGAGUUUUGUUUUGCUCAGAUUGCAAAAUUGGCUUCCUGACUGAAAAAGGGUGCUGUUUUCCUUCACAGAAAGCUGCUGGUACAGAUCUGUUAUUCAUUUGAGUGUUCUAAAUAACGCACUAUGUGAUGCAUGCCCAGUAAUAUUUUUCCUCUUACAAGAAAGUACAUACAAAACUGCUUCUAUAAUUCUUGGUAACAAGCUUAGGAGGCCAAAUGCAAAGGCAGAAGAUACUAUUUUUAAAUUACUACUUUGUCUAGGUAAUGUUAAAAAAGAAACAUCACUCACUGCACCUAAUAAUGAUACCCACUUGGUGGACUUUGGCCUUAGGGAUAAUGUUCUGUCUGGAAAGGAAUUUCUUGUCUUCAUUAUAGGAAAAUUAUAGUCUCUACUAUGGCAGUUACUUUUCUGUCUAGGAAAAUCUACUGCUGGAAUCUGAUGAAUGAGUUUAUCUGAAUGAUUUCUUAGUUGGGCUAGGACUGGGAUAAGUUCCUUUUUAAACAGCAAGGUCUAUAUUGAAUGUACAUUUUAUGUUUCUAUCUUUUAUAUCUAAAGACUGAAAUAUUGGCACUUAGAUACCAUUUAAUGUUGGUGUUAGCAAAUAUUCACCUUUGCUACUGCAUUUUGCAUGAAGUAUUGAGAAUUUAUUCCCGUUUUCAGAUAAAGUUCAUUUCUGGAUAAGAGCUGUAUUCGUGGGAAUAUUUUUCACUUUCACAUUUGCUAAUAUUUUUAUUGUAGCUGUUCUAUGAGAAUAUUUUCACGCCUGAAUUGCUUUACACCAAAGUUCUUGUUUGUGAGCCAACCUUUUUGGCAGGAGUGCCAUAAAUUAGCCUUGUAGACUUUUUGAGUGCUAUUUGAAUCCCCUUCCCCUGCCCAAUCUACUACACUUUCUGCUCCCUGCCCUGUGCUCCCUACAUGCUCUGUUUCUCUGUUUUCUGCUCCCUGCCCUAUCUGCUACCGUGCUGCCUAUCCCAUGACACUUGUGCCACUACUGCUGCAGGUUGGCCCUCCUGGUGUAGGAGUCACUCUGUAUCUAGUCUUUCUACCAUUUAACUCCACUGUAAGCUCCCAAAAUAAGGCUUUUAUUGAGACCUAACAGGAGCAUAUGCUGAACUUUGGCCUCAGCUCAGGGUUGAAUUUCACUAUAGUUAAAUAUAAGCAGGUGAUUACAGGUGAAUGUCCCUGAAACUUGAAGAGUUUGGCCAGAUGCUGUAAUUAAAUACCUAUCAUGGUAAGUGAUGCCAUUGGGAGAUGCAGGUAUUCAUCAACCCUAGGAAGGAGUGUAUUGAAAUCAGUAUUGCUUUCACUGUUUCCUUCACCGAAGGGCAGGACCAGGCUCUACUUGUGAGGUGGUGUAACUGGUGCUUCUUCAUGCACUGCUCUUACAUGUAGAGCAAAAAGGCGAUGUUCUCUGAAGAUAAUUUUUAAAUCAUUGCUAAUGUUUGUAUUAAUUUUUAAUGAAAGGGUUUGACAGAGUGGUAUCAGGGCUUAUCUAAUACCUGCUCACAUAGUUACAGUCCCUAUAGAGCAGCCCGGGCUCGUAUUCCUGGCUCACAAAGGGUACAUUCCACUGAGCAAGAGAGCGCCACCCUUCAGACUCCAGGUUCUUUAGAGCAAGGACUGUCCUUUACUCUAAUUUUAUACAGCACCUGAUACAAAUAGUCCUCCAUCCUUUUAAGGCCUGGACUUGUUAUCAUGGCAUGUGCGAUAAAUAAUAACAAUCUAAACUAGUUUGUAAAGCGCUUUAGAUAUUCUUGAUUAUUUCUAACCUGCUUCCAGCUGUGUAGAGCAAAACACCAUACGUUGUUGAUGAAAUAGACUCUGAUAGAUCCCAGAGUGAUUAGUCUGUGUUCUACAGCAGCUUAUGCCUGCACAAUAGUCUGUUACCCCAAAAUCUUAGCCCUGUUAAGAGUUAGACUAAGAGCUGCCAUUGUGAAGAGGUGGAGACAUGUAGGCAAGUGACACGCACCUGCUUUCUCCUCUGUUGUGCAUUAGUCAAACAGCUGGGUACAAGAGAAGACAUAGGCAGGAGAGGCACUUGUAGACCAGCCAGGCCCAAUUUUAAUAGGUGCUGAGCACCCUCAACUUUCAUUCCCUAUCAGAAACAGCAUUGUGCUUGCAGUCAAAACCUGUUACAUCUACAUGUAUACUAUAACACAAAACUGAAAAUGCAAGUGGCAUUCAUUUAUGCUCAACAUUAGACUCUCAUAUUCAACAGCCCCUACAAUGUUUUUAAAACUAGCUUGGUAUCUGUACUGCACUGAGCAGCACAGGUGAGCAGUGGGCACUUCUGGAAGGAAACCCCACAGGGGAAUAUAAUUUUCCUCUGCCCCCAGCUGCUGUCCUCCCUAUCAACCUUGUUUACUUCUGUUAGUCAGGCAGCAGCACAGUGGCAUUCUGCAGUGCUGGAUGAUUUGAAGGCUCAUUUUUGCUGCCUCCUCUGGGCUUUCUAUUGUGCAGAGGAGUAAAUUCUUGUCUGAAACAACUGCCUGGGAUUAGAACCUUGCGCUCUCUUGCAUUCUGAUCCUGAGAACGACAGUGCCUGACGCAAAGGGUGCAGUUGCACGUUACACUUAGACCAUACUAAGGGCAUUUAAAAUGAAACUAUUUACAUGUUAAAACCUGUUUAACUCUUGCGAAGUGCCCCAAAUUGAAUGAGGAGACCAAUUAAAAGGUCUGAAUCAACUCAUAGCUGUCUGAAUCAAUUCGGAAAAGAUUUGGAGAGCUUCAGCGAUUUGGGCAGUCUUCGUUCGCUGCCACAGGGAGCUGGACCUGGACGCCAUGCAGCUAAGUAGGGGGCGGGGGAGGGGAGGCUGGA
Alligator sinensis (Chinese alligator) is the source of this 9888-nucleotide messenger RNA. RefSeq names its product tubulin tyrosine ligase like 7 (gene TTLL7). Gene Ontology annotation, biological process: microtubule cytoskeleton organization; protein polyglutamylation. The transcript has 21 exons. Gene Ontology annotation, cellular component: cilium. Gene Ontology annotation, molecular function: tubulin binding; tubulin-glutamic acid ligase activity. The coding region runs from base 289 to 3021 and encodes 910 amino acids. The record is from RefSeq and is a predicted model, not a curated record. Lineage: Eukaryota; Metazoa; Chordata; Crocodylia; Alligatoridae.